UAAAAUAAAAUGUCAAUAAUAAUUGGACGGCAAAAUGAUGACAUUUAGCAAUAGCAAAUACAUUGAAAACGAAUGAAAAUAAAGAAUAAUAAAGCGCAUACAAGUGCUUUAUUUUAAAAUGAAUAUCACACUAACAAGCUUGGAAGCGUUAAUCUUAAAAGCAACUCACGAAUCUCUACCACAACCUGAUGUUGCUGCUUUGGAAGCUUUCUAUACUAUAAUGCGAGAGUCAGCAGAAGGCCCACAAUAUGCCGCUCAAGCCUUAGCAGCCCGUAUUCACUCACCAAAUGCUCGAGAAGCUAUUUUAGCAUUAUCCAUGUUAGAUCGUUGUAUGCGUCGUGGAGAUGCUAAUUUUCACUCUGAGAUUGGCAAGUUUCGGUUUCUUAAUGAAAUGAUUAAACUCGUUUCACCUAAACAUUUUGCAGACAAAACUGCACCUGAAGUGAGGACAAUGGUUCUCCAACUUAUACAUGCCUGGUCGAUAGAAUUUCCAAAAGAAACCAAGUUUAAAGUUGCUUAUGACAUGCUCAAAAACCAAGGGGUGAUCAAAGAAACCCCUCCACCACUACCUCCAGAGGAUACAAACAUUCCUCGCUUGAGAGCAAAGAAUGCUAUAUUUGAAGAUGAGGAAAAAUCUAAGUUAUUGCAGAAGUUACUCCAAAGCAAAAAGCCAGAAGACCUGCAGCAUGCCAAUAGACUUAUUAAAACUAUGGUUCGAGAAGAGGAGAGGCGGACAGAAGCGAAUAGCCGUAAAGCUCAGGAGGUUAUAGCGGCUCUGGAUAGUGCAGGGCUACUAAAAGACCUGCUGGAACAUUCAGCAGACGCGUCUGCUGAUGAGGAGCAGCUGAUUCAUGAACUGCAUGCUAGCUGUGUUCGACUGCGGCCAGUACUGCAAAGACUGGCAUCUUCGGAUGCUCAGGCAGAUAACUUAUCGGAAAUAUUACAUGCAAGUGAUGUUCUCGAUGAGGUGUUCGAGGAAUACAAUAAGUUUAUUAAUGACAAGAAAAACAAAUCAAACGGUAAUACAGCUGGUUCUCAGACUAAUAACAGUUUGUUGGACUUUGCGGGAGCCAGCAUUAACUCACAUCAACAAAAAACAAAUCCUUCAACGAUUGAUGAGCUAGGAGAUAUCUUCAACAAUGACGGUGAAGUCACUAAUAUUGCAGAGCCAUUGAAGCCUGUUAAUUUGAUGACUAUAGAAGAUAAUGGGAAACAGGAAACGAAAGAGAAGAAGGUUGAAGGGUGGCAUGAACUGGACACAUUGGGUGAACAGUUAAUGAAACAAUCAUUACCUAAUAGUGUCAAACGUCUCGAUAAUUUUAACAGUAAACAUUCAAAGAAGAUACCCAUGAAUGCUUUGGAGACGACCUUACCUAAACAUGACACACAAACUGCUAACAAUAACGCAAUACUGGACUUAGAUUUCUUCACAAAGAAAGUAGAGAAAGUUGUCAAUAUCUCCCCACAGGCACAUUCAUCAAAACCAACCACUCCAAAUGAUGAUGUGAUGGUAGAUAUCAGUUCAGACGAUCAAACCAACUAUGUAGAAAAUAUAUGUCUCCCAAAGGACAGUUCAGCAGACAAUAUUAUAGAUAUAGGACUAACGGGUGACAAUAAGACAAAUAGUAUUAUAGCAGAUGACAGAAAGGAGAUAAUUAAGGCUGAACAAAAAGAUAUGAAAAGUAAAUGUGAUUUGAAACCUCUAUCAGACAUAAAUGUCACCCUACAAAGUGUGCACCCCAGUAAAGUACCUCCGAUGACAGCGUUUGAGGAAGAAGAUGGUUUGAAGGUGGUGCUGCAUUUCUGUAAAGAUAAACCGAGGCCUGAUGUCAAUGUUGUUGUUAUAUCAACUACAAGUAAUUGUAAGAUGCCCAUUGAGGAAUACAAGUUCCAAGCUGUCGUUCCUAAGGGUUGUAAGGUCCGUUUGUUAGAAGCAUCCGGUACGUCACUUCCGGUGUAUAACCCGUUCCUGCCACCACCAGCCUUAACACAGCUCAUGUUGCUGGCAACACCAUCGUCCACAUCACUACAACUUCGUUUCGUACUCACAUACACCAUCGAGGGGGACACGUGCAGUGAAAUGGGCGAAGUGGUAUUGCCACUUCAAGAUAUAUAAUAUUAUUAAACAAUAAUAUCUGGUAACACUUCGAUAUGAAUCAUAAAGGAGUUAGUGAUUCGAUUGCACAAAAGUGGCCUAAGUUAUGUUUAGUUGUUUAACAAUUUUAAGUGUAAAUGAUUUAUAAUACUGAUAUAGUAUUUCUGCGGCAAAAAUCUUUUUACUUUCGUAAAUUUCUAAACGUACGGUAAUUAUGAAUUUAAUGUACCGUUUCCAGACGCACAAAAUUAUUGAUCUCAUUUUAAUUAUUUCAUUUGAAAUAAUACGUAUUUUCUAUAUAUUUAGGGUUGUGUAUAUUUUACUUUCAUUGCCACUUUCGUGCUCUCACAUUAUUGAACGUAACUCAAAAUGACCUAAGUCAUAAAUUAGUUAACAAUUGAGAACUAUGAAAAGGCCAAUAGUAACAAAAUAUAUAAUUAGAUUUGAAAAAAGUGACCCGUUUAUAAGGAGCAUAUAAGCGGACAUGUUUUUUAUUGUGAUGUUUUGCAUUUAAUAUCGGUUCUAGUCGGAUUUCAAACUAAGUUUCGACAUUCCAUUGAAGACGAUUAAUUCUUAAAUUAAUAUUUUAAAAUAUGUUUAAUUAAAACUUUAUCUAAGUUUCAUUGUGUUUCUGAACGUCAUAACAGCAAAGUAUUCGUUAUCUACAUACGAAUAUUUUAAAUUUUAUUAUUUAUUUAGCUGUGCAAUAUUCAAUAUCGGAAUUAAAUACAAAUAUAAUAUUUAUAUGAAGAGUAAAUAAUAUCUGCUUA
Danaus plexippus (monarch butterfly) is the source of this 2865-nucleotide messenger RNA. It is a transcript of the gene Gga, whose product is annotated as ADP-ribosylation factor-binding protein GGA1. Lineage: Eukaryota; Metazoa; Arthropoda; Insecta; Lepidoptera; Nymphalidae. Gene Ontology annotation, biological process: vesicle-mediated transport; intracellular protein transport. Gene Ontology annotation, molecular function: ubiquitin binding; phosphatidylinositol binding; small GTPase binding. Gene Ontology annotation, cellular component: trans-Golgi network. The transcript has 8 exons. The coding region runs from base 119 to 2116 and encodes 665 amino acids. The record is from RefSeq and is a predicted model, not a curated record.